AUGCGGUCCCUCCCACUCUUCCAGAUUAGCAUCACUGCUGCUGUGGCUGCAGCAGCGUGUGCAAAGGCCCAACCGCCCACAGUUGGAGCGUUUGUCGACGCCGAUGGCAUCACCCGUAUUUAUGGCAAUUCGUUCGGCCGGCCGGGGUAUCAUGCCACCUACGAUUACAUUAUCGUUGGAGGUGGCAAUGCCGGAAAUACCAUCGCUGCUCGUCUUGCUGAGGACCCUGCCAAUUAUACCGUUGCCGUGAUUGAGGCCGGAAGCUUCUAUGAAAUCCUUGACGGCAAUCGCACCCAGGUGCCCGGCUACAACUAUAUCAACACCAUCACAUUCCCCCUUGGUGAUGAGACGCCCUUGACCUCGUGGGGCCUGACGACGGAACCCCAGGCAGCCAUCGGUGGUCGUACCGCCGAGUAUGGUCAGGGCCAGACAUUUGGAGGAAGCACCGCUUCAAAUUAUAUGGGUUACCACCGUGCGACUGUCGGUACCUUCGAUCAGUGGGCAGAACUACUCGACGACGACUUUUGGACGUGGGACAAUGUUUAUCCCGCGUAUAAACAGAGCGUCGCCUUCCAGCCGCCGGAUUACACCAAGAUCGACCCGUCCUUCAACAUCUCCUACGACGCGACGGCCUUUAUCCCCACCGGCGGACCACUCCACGUCUCUUACGGCAACCACCAAGGCGCCUAUGGGCCGUCGUUGUCCGAUGCGCUGGCGGCGUCUGGCUUGGAUCCCAUUGACGGGUUUAACAGCGGGAGGUUGAUCGGCUACGGAACGGCGACGGCAACCAUCGAUACACGGACUGCUACGCGCGAUUCCUCCGAGACUUCCUUCCUUCAGGCUGCCGCCAGAGCCGGAAUCAAGAUCUACCCGCAGGCCGUCGUCACGCGGAUUCUGUUUGAUGAGGACAAGAAGGCUACCGGUGUUGAGGUGCAGACCAACGUGGCCACGGGGCAGCUGAAGUACAGUCUCUCGGCUACGAAGGAGGUCAUCCUUUCUGCCGGUGUGUGGCACUCACCGCAGCUUUUGAUGGUGUCCGGCGUGGGUCCGGCAGAAACUCUCCAAGAGCACGGCAUCGAGGUUAUCUCCGACCUCCCCGGUGUAGGUCAGAACGAAUGGGACCAACCCGUUAUUGGCCUAUUCCUCAACCUCAGCGUCGAAACCAACACGCAAUUUCAAGUCGGCAACCCCGAGGUAGUCGCAGCCGCCAUGACCAAUUACCUGGAGAACCAGUCCGGCCCACUAUCCGGCUUUGGCACCGGCCAAGGCAUUGCCUUUGAGAACUUCCCCGAGUCAGUCAGGUCAGACUUCAGCAACUCGACCCUUGCCUACCUCGAGACCUUCCCAGAAGACUGGCCCGAGGUCGAGUAUCUUCCCCUGGCCAACGUCCCCGUCGGUGAAAUCCCCAUUACGCCUUAUGACAACUUCAUCCUCCUGGCCGCCGUAUUGCUGUCCACCGAAUCCAAGGGAAACAUGUCCAUUACCAGCAGCAGUGUCUUCGACAGGCCCAUCAUCAAUCCUAACUGGCUCGCUACGGAUGCCGACAUGGAGCAGGCCUACGCCGCGUUCUUGCGGCUCCGUGAGAUUUCUUCCAACUGGGACACGGCCACGGGUGAGCUGCUGCCGGGCCUCGGUGUUAGCAGUAAAGAGGACAUUCUUGACUUUAUCCGGGGUCAUUCCGGAUUUAUUUUCCAUGGGACUUCGACGUGCAAGAUGGGACCUCAGGAUGAUCCGUCGGCUGUAAUCGAUUCUCGGGCUCGCGUCUAUGGCGUUACCGGCCUUCGGGUAGUCGAUGCCAGCGCCUUCCCUAAUUGUCCCCCGGGCCAUCCCAUGGCGUCUGUCUAUAUGUAUGCGGAGAAAAUUGCCGAGUCGAUUCUAGAUGGGAACUAG
Molecule: messenger RNA, 1890 nt
Organism: Sodiomyces alkalinus F11
Lineage: Eukaryota; Fungi; Ascomycota; Sordariomycetes; Glomerellales; Plectosphaerellaceae
Product: alcohol oxidase
Exons: 9
Coding region: 1-1890 (629 amino acids)
Biological process (GO): secondary metabolite biosynthetic process
Molecular function (GO): flavin adenine dinucleotide binding; oxidoreductase activity, acting on CH-OH group of donors
Source: RefSeq, a predicted model, not a curated record